AUGGCGCCGCCCCGCGGCUUCGCUCCUGCGCGCGCCGUUAGCCUCUUGCUUCCGCGUGCCACGGCGCAGAUCGCGGGAAAAAUCACCGGCAAUCUUCCCGUUUCGCUCGCGUCUGGCAAUGCCGUCGCGUCCUUGCGCACAUUUGCUCCGCAACCCCAAAACCCGCCAACCCCCGCCCUGAUCCCCGCGCUUCCUCGCGUGUUCCGCCAUUUUUCUUCCGCCAAACAAUUAACCCCCGUUCCGCGGAAGCGCCUUCCGCCGGUCGCAGCGGCUCAGGCGCAGCACACCGAUGUCAGCCCCGUUCCGGCGGAACCACCCCCGACGGGCGCAAGCGACGCAGAGGGCGCGGAAUCUGCCGGGGAGAGUCUGGCGGAAUUCCCUCCGUUGUCGUGGCCCAUGCGGAGCCGCCUGUGCGGGGAGCUGCGCGCGGCGGACGAGGGCGCGCGCGUGCAGCUGUGCGGGUGGGUGGGCGCGCAGAGGGGGCUGGGCGGAGUGAUAUUCAUCAGCCUGCGGGACCACUCGGGCAUCGUGCAGGUCAAGUCGGACCCCGAGCAUCACCCAGAGGCGCAUGCAGCGGCGCAGCGCGUGCGCAUGGAGUAUGUGGUGCGCGUGGCAGGGGAGGUGCGCAGGCGGCCAGCAGACAUGGUCAACGGGAAGAUGGCCACGGGCGAAAUAGAGGUGAUAGCAUCGGAGGUGGAGGUGCUGAAUGCAGUGCGCGUGGCAUUGCCCUUCUCACUGACGUCAGCAGAGGGUGCUGCUGACAACAUUAAGGAGGAGGUGCGCCUGCGCUACCGCCAUCUGGACCUGCGGCGGCCGCUCAUGGCGGCCAACAUGCGGCGGCGCCACGAGAUCGUGAAGACGCUCAGACGGUUCCUGGAGGACGACCUGGGGUUCGUGGAGGUGGAGACGCCCAUUCUCACGCGCUCCACGCCUGAGGGCGCCCGCGACUACCUCGUGCCGUCUCGUGUGCAGGCGGGCGAGUUCUACGCACUGCCGCAGAGCCCGCAGCUGUUCAAGCAGAUGCUCAUGGUGUCGGGCUUCGACCGCUACUACCAGGUCGCACGGUGA
Molecule: messenger RNA, 1068 nt
Organism: Closterium sp. Yama58-4
Lineage: Eukaryota; Viridiplantae; Streptophyta; Zygnematophyceae; Desmidiales; Closteriaceae
Source: the annotation of a GenBank genome assembly